Messenger RNA from Penicillium subrubescens, 1521 nucleotides. RefSeq lists its product as uncharacterized. Gene Ontology annotation, molecular function: L-serine transmembrane transporter activity; L-histidine transmembrane transporter activity; L-tyrosine transmembrane transporter activity. The record is from RefSeq and is a predicted model, not a curated record. Gene Ontology annotation, cellular component: fungal-type vacuole membrane. Gene Ontology annotation, biological process: amino acid transmembrane transport. NCBI's taxonomy places the organism in Eukaryota, Fungi, Ascomycota, Eurotiomycetes, Eurotiales, Aspergillaceae. The coding region runs from base 1 to 1521 and encodes 506 amino acids. The transcript is spliced from 5 exons.
AUGGAGGAGGAGGCAGCUGUCGGGGUUGGCCCUGCCGGUUUGCCUCAGAGCGGUUCGCGAUGGCGUGCCGCUCGAGGGAAACGAGCCGCUGGAUCAGCCGGAGAGGCUAGUUGGGCCAGCAGCGUGAUCAAUUUGGUUAAUACGAUUAUCGGCGCUGGUGUACUCGCGAUGCCACUCGCAAUCUCGCACAUGGGAAUCGUUCUCGGAGUUUUGGUGAUUCUGUGGUCUGGAGUGACAGCGGGAUUUGGCCUUUACCUGCAAUCCCGAUGCGCGCAAUAUCUCGAUCGUGGCAGCGCUUCAUUCUUUGCGCUAUCGCAAUUGACAUACCCUAAUGCUGCUGUUGUAUUUGACGCAGCUAUUGCGAUCAAAUGUUUUGGUGUUGGCGUGAGCUACCUGAUUAUUAUCGGUGAUCUCAUGCCCGGAGUCGUUCAGGGCUUCGUCGGAGGCGAACCGGUUUAUGACUUCCUCGUUGACCGUCAUUUCUGGGUAACAGCUUUCAUGUUGAUCGUGAUUCCUCUUUCCUAUCUGCGCCGAUUGGACUCCCUCAAGUACACCAGUAUCGCGGCCUUAGUCUCCAUGGCCUACUUGGUUGUCUUGGUUGUCUACCACUUUGUCAAGGGUGACACAACGGCAGAUCGCGGCCCAGUUCGCGUAAUUCACUGGGCUGGCGCGGUUCCGACCUUGAGCAGCCUUCCAGUUAUUGUCUUCGCAUUUACUUGCCAUCAAAAUAUGUUCUCCAUCCUCAACGAAAUAAAGAAUAAUAGCCACUUCCGCACAACGGCCGUUGUCCUCGCGAGCACCGGUAGCGCCGCUGCAACCUAUAUCCUGGUCGCCAUUACAGGCUACCUCUCUUUCGGAAACAAAGUCGGUGGCAACAUUGUUGGCAUGUAUCCCCCUGGAGUUGCCGCUACAAUCGGUCGUGCCGCGAUUGUCAUGCUCGUUGUCUUCUCCUACCCACUCCAAUGCCACCCAUGCCGAGCCUCGGUGGACGCCGUCUUGAAAUGGCGCCCGAUGUCGCAACCCACUGGCACCGAGGCCUCUCCGCACCGACACCCUCUGCUUGGCCCGCGUGGUAACCGCAUUCCAGAGCCGAUGAGCGACCUUCGUUUCUCCGUCAUCACCACUACCAUCCUCAUUCUGAGUUACAUCGUUGCUAUGACGGUAUCGUCCCUCGAAGCUGUACUUGCAUAUGUCGGAAGCACUGGCAGCACUAGUAUCAGUUUUAUUCUGCCAGGUCUUUUUUACUAUAAGAUCUCCUCUCCCGACUCGCCCACCCACCGUGGUCUGCUGAAGGAGGACGACGAAGCAGUUGACGACCUAUCUGAUGACGAUGAUGAUACUGAUGCCGACGGUGAAGGCUCUCUGGCACGCUCAUUGACCGAGAGCGGCCUGCUGCUCCGCAACACCCGUCACUGGCGUAAAGCCCUACUCCGACGCCUGAGCUUGGGCCUAGCAAUGUACGGAGUUUUGGUCAUGGUUGUGUGCCUGAUCACGAACACCUUCUUCAUUGCAUCUCAUUGA